Messenger RNA from Cottoperca gobio, 1211 nucleotides. It is a transcript of the gene hsd17b10, whose product is annotated as hydroxysteroid (17-beta) dehydrogenase 10. Gene Ontology annotation, molecular function: estradiol 17-beta-dehydrogenase [NAD(P)+] activity. The record is from RefSeq and is a predicted model, not a curated record. Lineage: Eukaryota; Metazoa; Chordata; Actinopteri; Perciformes; Bovichtidae. Gene Ontology annotation, cellular component: mitochondrion. Gene Ontology annotation, biological process: androgen metabolic process; fatty acid metabolic process; estrogen metabolic process.
GCCCGAAACUCCGAUUCCAUAUUUAAUAGGUGGCGACAUUCACCUUCAACGUUGGUUUGUAGUCUGCCAUUAAAACCACAGAAGAAGAAGAAGACGCCACAAACCAACAUGGCGAACAUUCGGAGUGUCAAGGGCAUGGUUGGCCUGGUGACGGGCGGUGCGUCCGGUUUGGGUCGGGCCACUGUGGAGCGUCUGAUCCAGAACGGAGCGUCUGCUGUGAUCCUGGACCUGCCCUCUUCUGAUGGACCGGCUCUGGCAGAGAGUCUGGGGGUCCGAUGUGCCUUUGCUCCUGCAGACGUGACAUCGGAGGAAGACGUGCAGUCGGCAGUGUCGAUGGCCAGAGAGAAGUUUGGGAAGCUGGACCUGGCAGUUAAUUGUGCCGGCAUCGCCGUCGCUGCUAAAACCUACAACUUUAAUAAAGGCAUCGCUCACAGCCUGAAGGACUUCCAGCGUGUCAUCAAUGUGAACAUUACAGGAACCUUUAAUGUGAUUCGUCUUUCUGUGGCUGAGAUGGGGAAGAACGAGCCGGAUGCAGACGGACACCGAGGCUGCAUCAUUAACACAGCCAGUGUGGCAGCCUUUGAUGGACAGGUCGGCCAAGCAGCGUAUUCAGCUUCUAAAGGAGGCAUCGUUGGAAUGACUCUCCCCAUCGCACGAGAUCUGGCAUCCAUGGGCGUCCGAGUCGUCACCAUAGCACCCGGUUUGUUCUCCACUCCCCUCCUGGCUGGUCUUCCAGAGAAGGUGCGCUCCUUUCUCGCCCGCCAGGUGCCCUUCCCCUCCCGCCUGGGAGACCCCGCUGAGUUUGCCCACCUGGUGUUGGCCCUGGCAGAAAACCCCAUGAUUAACGGAGAGGUCAUCAGACUGGACGGAGCUAUUCGCAUGCAGCCCUGAGACGGACGCCGUGUGGUCACAUUGAUUACCUUCAUCCGAAUAAGAGAACUUUUUGAUGUCUGAGUGUUCUUGUGUUUUUUUGCAUCGUGUAAUUUUGUUGUAGAAAGCUUUCUAUAGUAAAUAUAAACCAUGACUAACAUUUGAUCAAUUUUAUGUGUGAGAAUGUGACAGAAAGUGUGUAAAAAAUGUCUGUACAUCAUUCAGAGCAUUGCAGUACUUUAUGCACGCCACUUUGGUUGUUUUGUAAUUUAAUCUAAACAAUAAUAAACCUCAGAUGAGUUUGAUCAAUUCCAAAUAAAAGGUUUCUUUUCUUAACUCCC